AUGACCGAUCUUGAAGCUAAUAUCGCCUUAACUGAUUUGAGUCAGGAUAAGGACUAUAAAUAUACUCUCCCACAUUGCCUAUCUUCCAAUGAAUCCGACAACAAUGUAGAAAAUGCUUCAAAUAAGUUUAAUAUUCAAGAAAGUACUGAACCACCUGGCAGGAUUUACACUUCUGGCACUAACAAUGAAUAUAUCUAUAUCGGGCGCCAAAAAUUUUUAGCAGAUGAUCUACGUCGAGCAUUCGGCGGUACCUUGGAACCAGGUCUAGCACCUGAGCCUCGUCACAAAUUUGCUAACCCUGUACCAUUGGGAUUAUCUGCGUUUGCUUUGACUACAUUUGUGCUAUCGUUGUGUAAUGCGGGCGCCCAAGGUAUCGAUAUUCCAAAUGUUGUAGUCGGGCUUGCCAUGUUCUAUGGUGGACUUGUUCAACUUAUUGCAGGUAUCUGGGAAAUUGCAUUGGAGAAUACAUUCGGUGGUACCGCGUUAUGUUCGUACGGAGGAUUUUGGUUAAGCUUUGGUGCAAUUUAUAUACCAUGGUUCGGUAUACUGGAUGCAUAUAAGGAAAAGGAAUCUGAUCUAGGAAAUGCACUGGGUAUAUAUCUGCUUGGCUGGACCAUUUUUACCUUUGGACUGUGUCUGUGUACUUUAAAAGCUACUUUGAUGUUUUUUGCACUAUUCUUUUUAACUGCCAUAACGUUUCUCCUCUUGGCAAUUGCGAAUUUCACAGGGAAUCAUCACGUUCAAGUCGCAGGUGGUGUAGUGGGGACACUUGACGCGUUUACAGCGUGGUAUAAUGCAUGGUCCGGUAUUGCCACGAGACAAAAUUCCUACAUUAUUGCACAUCCAAUACAGUUACCCACUAAUAAUAGAAUUAUUGGAGAACUUUGA
Messenger RNA from Kazachstania africana CBS 2517, 888 nucleotides. RefSeq names its product acetate uptake transporter family protein. The record is from RefSeq and is a predicted model, not a curated record. Gene Ontology annotation, molecular function: acetate transmembrane transporter activity. Bases 1 to 888 code for a protein of 295 amino acids. Gene Ontology annotation, cellular component: plasma membrane. The transcript has a single exon. Lineage: Eukaryota; Fungi; Ascomycota; Saccharomycetes; Saccharomycetales; Saccharomycetaceae.